Molecule: messenger RNA, 198 nt
Organism: Funneliformis caledonium
Lineage: Eukaryota; Fungi; Glomeromycota; Glomeromycetes; Glomerales; Glomeraceae
Source: the annotation of a GenBank genome assembly
AUGGAUCCUUACAUCACCGACGACUAUGAAGGAAUCUAUUAUACAGCACUAAACCAUAUCUCUCAUCGCGCUGAUGCGUUUAACCCGUAUUCCUAUCGAUAUAAUCCGAGUACUCGGAAUGGACUUGGUGGAAAUACUGCGAAGUGGAGUCAUUCGCGUGUGGGAUUGAAUAAUGAGAUUCAGCUUGUGAAUUGUUAA